UUCUUUUCUCUAUUUUUAUUUUGUUUUUUUUUCUUCUUUUCGUCAGCUGGAUCCGUCAGGACCCAUUUUUGUACAGUUUUUUUUGCGCAUCCUCCUUCUUUUUUCGUUUUUUGUUGCUCUUUUUUUCUUUUCAAAGAGCUGCUAGAUACCAUGUCUCUUCCUUUCCGUCACCCACCAUUCGUUUCACAUUAUUCAUCAGAUAACAAUAAACAGCCCACUUUUUUACGAUCAAGGAAACAUGCCAUCUCAGCCAACAUCGAUCCUCUACUGGCUCGCGCACCCCCUUUGGGCAACUACAGUAUCAACUAUGAUAACUUGACCAUACGCAUACCCAAUUACGUAUUUGAAAACCCCACCAUUUUACCCGGCACAUGCGCCUCCAUGGGCUUGGCCCUAGGUAGAAGACUCGUCGACAACUUACCUGUCGUCGUUAAGCUUUCGCCCUAUUCGAUCCGUUUGGAAAGAGAGUAUUAUGUAGCACGUCGACUUUACGCUCAACCGGACGGACCAAAUUAUAUUCCCAAAGUUAUUGAACUUGUCUCACUGGUGAAAGACGGAUUAACAGCCUUGAUCUAUGAAGAUCAGGGCCCAUGCAACGCCAUUGUGCCUUCAUUACUCGGCUUGGAUCCAUACAAUACCGACAGUACCGCCUAUCGACCUCCAACCGUCGACGAAUUUCUCGAAUUUGCAAUAGAAUGCUGCUCCUGUCUUCAUUUCGCUCAUGCCAAUGGUGUCGUGCAUGCCGAAUUGCGUCCUGUUGCAUUCCAAUGGCGAAAAGAACUGCAAUCAGUGAAAAUCUGGAAUUUUGGCGCAGGCCUGAAAUCAUAUGAGGAAUUACUGCUCAGCAGUUGGCGGCGAGCUUUUAAGGAUGCCAAGGUUGUCGGAUGUGAAGAUCAAGAACAACAACAACUCUUGCUGUCAAAAUCUCUGGAAAAUUCGCUAUCCUACAUUAGUCCUGAGCAGACAGGCCGAACAUCCAACGUUUUGGAUCAUCGGACGGAUUUAUACUCGCUUGGUGUCAUGUUCUUUGUAAUGUUGACGGGACGAACCCCUUUCGAAGGCUCGGCAAUGGAUAUCAUUCAUGCGGCGUUAUCAUGCAACGUCCCCAUCAUUCAUUCGAUACGAAAAGACAUUCCUCCAAUGAUAAGUUUAAUCGUUGAUAAACUGACACGAAAGGCUGUGGAAGAACGAUAUGUAAGCGUAUUUGGCUUACGAGAGGAUCUUCUCGAGUGCCAGCGAAGAUUGAAGGAUAUGGACACUCCAGAAUCAUCCUCGUUUUUCCCUUUAGGAUUGCAUGAUAUUCACUCUGUAUUUCAGUUUCCUCAGACGCUUUUCGGAAGAGAUCGUGAAAUUGAAUUGUUUCGGACGGUGAUGAAACGCGUCAGCACCGCUCAUGAACAGAACAUGAAUUUGCAGCGUCUGUCAACCUCCUCGAUGGGGGAUGACAGGGAACACCUGUUGAAAGAAAGUACUGCCCCUUCUGGCCAUUUGGAUACAAACACAGGCUGCCAAGUCGUCGUAGUAACUGGACCAGCCGGCGUAGGCAAAUCCUCCGUUAUAUCUACGAUCCAUGCCCAGGCACGGAAACACGGAUUCAUGGCUAUUUCAAAAUUCGAUUCCAAUCAGAAGCGACCUUACAAUGGUCUACUACGCAGCCUAUCAUCCAUUCUUCGCCAAAUGUUAACCGAAUCCGAACCGGUCAUCCGUAACUUUUAUCGAAACCUUAAAGAAGAACUAGGGCCUCAGUUUAGCAAUGUGCGACUGAUGCUGGACAUGGUGCCUGAGCUAAAACCGAUCCUCAGCGAUUACGAUGAAACCGCAGAGAAAACCGACAACGACGUGUUAACGAGUAUCGACAAUAUGGAAUCACGCUUUCAUGCUGUGUUUCUUAACGUUAUUCGCACCAUUGCUCAAAAAAAAUUGAUUACACUGUGCUUGGAUGAUUUGCAAGAAGCUGAUGAGCCUUCUCUUCAUUUGAUCACAAGUCUUAUUCAGUCGAACGUUACCAUGUUGAUCAUUCUCACUUCUCGCGACGGAGAGGAAAUGCCGGAUAUGGUCAAACAUAUCAAAGAUUUCACCGGUCCUGCUCAAAUAAUGCAUAUCCCGCUGACUCCUUUAAGCGUAGAUGCAGUGAACCAUUUUAUUAGCGAAACGCUUCAUCGCAAUAGCGAGGAGAUUCAGUCUUUAGUAGACGUCAUUUUCCAGCGCACGCGAGGCAACCCGUUCUUUAUCAAACAGCUGCUGAUGAUGAUGAAGCGAAAGGAUGAGAUUUGGCUGGAUUGGCGAGAAAAGCAGUGGAAAUUUCGUCUCGAGGGGUCCCAUACCAGUUACCCGCUUCGAGGAUGGUAUUUCACUGCAACAGAGGAAGGGACAUUUGACGUCAGAAAUCUUGUGGGUCAUCUCCGCGAAUUGGACCCCAAUGCUCAAGUAUUCCUCAUGUGGGCCAGUCUGAUCGGCAACUAUUUUACGUUUCGCCAAGUCAAGUGGUUAAUGAUGGCUAUUGAUUUCUCGGGAACCGCAGACGAUGAUCACAGUAACGAUCAGCACAGCGAUAUCAGUGAUGCAUACAGCAUCAAUGAUCCAAUCCACUGCAUUCAGGAAGAUGACGAGAGUCUGAUUAUACCUACGGAUUAUCGUCAACCAGGCAUGGAUACAAGCGGGCAAAACAUCUCCGGCUUAUCAGCAGAAGAAGAAAUGCGGCGUUCCAAUCAAGCCAUUACGGGGCUACAGGUGGCCUUGCAAGAAGCUAUUAUUGUAUCUAAAACCGCCAACGAUUUCCAUUUCGGUCAUGAUCGUUAUCUUCAAGCGGCAUCGAUGCUGAUCGAGGAAAAAGAUCGGGAAAGGAUGCAUUUAAAAAUUGGGCAAAUGCUGAUGUUGGAUCCUGAAGCGGAUAUUUUUCUUACCGCAGAUCAUUUCAUCAAAAGUCUCGAUCUUAUCAAACGAUUUAAACACCGUACAAAGUAUCGUCAGGUACUCAUCAAGGCCGGCACUCAGGCAUCCUGUUCUGGCGCUCUUCAGAUAUCCAAGACAUACUAUGCCAAUGCGAUGCUCUUACUGACGCAUUCUCCGUGGGAGGACGGUCCUGACUCGAGCUUUCAAGAAACUUUGGACUUGUACAUGAAACUGACGUACGCUUAUUGGUGGUAUAACCGUCAUACGGAAGCCACUCGUUUACUGGAAGAAAUCAUGCUUCGUACCGCGGACCGACCCAUUGAACGUGCCCAAGCUUGGCGAAUUCAGGCCCGCAUGUAUUUUCAGCAACAACAAAACGAUAAAGGUCUGGAGACUAUUAUGACAGCCUUGGUCGAGUUGGGUGUCGCAGGCUUGGACCCAUCGAUGAUAGACAGUAUCGACGAUACCUGUGUCGUAAAGGAAUAUCAGCAACUCAAAGCACAGAUUCUGGAAGUUGGAUUUGAUGCGUUGGCCAAAACAGAACGCUGCGAAGACCGUCGGAUCCUCGUUGUCAUGUCACUUCUUAAUGAAGCCUGCUCCGGUGCUUAUUGGAUGCGACCUUACCUGGUCGAUGCUAUUGCUGUAAAGUUGAUCCAGUUAUCGUUGCAGUAUGGGUUCGGCGCGGCGACGGGAGGUGGUUUUGUUUGGCUUGGAUGCACCGCUUCACGCUUGGGCGAGUACUCUUUUGGUGCGCAAUUAGGAAAUUUCGGUUUGAACAUCAACGAUCAACAUGCAGGCAAUUCCGAAAUUGCACGUUCCAUCAUUAUAUACCAUGUCGCUUUGGCCCAAUGGACUGGAUGCCAUUAUCGGGAUUACAUCUAUCAAUAUCAGCGUGCUUACAAGUUUGCCAUCGCUGGCGGCGAUAAGCUCUUUGCAGCGAUGGCUCUGUUCCAAGUCGCCUCUACGCUUUAUUUUACCGGAUUCAAUUUAUCAGAGAUCCAUACGCAUUUGAAAAAGAGCAUGGAUGAAUGCAAACAAUCAGGGUCCCAAGACGUGGAAAUCCUCAAUACAAGUUUGUCACGCUGUAUCCUUGCACUUCAGGGCAGAACUGUGAUCGAAAGGACCACCCUCAUAGAUGAUAUCAUGGAUGCCAAAGAUCCAUUUCAAGAAUCAAAAUUUCUGGAAACGAUCUAUCGGCGAAACAUUCAUCCUGACAACCCUUUGCAUUGCCAUUGGAGCCUUAAAAUCAUGCUCUUUUUCCAGUACGGGUAUCGACAAGAAGCUGUUGAUCUUGGAUUCAAAUUGUUCGAAACCUCUAUACCGCACCCAGGACAUCGACAUUACGGAAUUGCACUGUAUUAUCAUUCACUGGCAAUGAUUGCGUGCCUUCGCCAAGAUGCACUGGACAGAUCGGUGAAGGAGAAAUAUGAGAACCAAUUGUCUUGUAACCAACGAAUUCUUGGCGAGUGGUCAGAAAACUCGGAAGUUAACUAUAGAAUGUAUCACAUGUUGGUGGAAGCUGAGCUGUCGACGCUCGAGAAUAAUAUGGCGCGUACCAGUCGUCUAUACAACGAAGUUAUUGAAACCGCCCUCGAGGGAAACUGGUUCGCAUUUCUAGGGCUUGCUUACGAGUUGGCAGCGGAGUACUACAUUCGAGCCAAAGUGAAAAUGCUGGCCCUUCCGCUGUUAUUACGAUCCAUUGAAUUCUACAAUCGAUGGGGCGCUUGGGGCAAAUCGCAGUACCUUAAUAAGCGGCAUAGCGAUCUUUUGGGAAUCCAUGCAACCAUGACACAAAAAGUAGAGACUGAAACGCAAACUGAAGAACACAACGCUAUCACUCUAGCGGGCACGCUAGGAGAAGAUGAUGAUUAUUUGCGCGAACCACCUUUACGCGAAAUGACGCCGGACGAAGCUGCUCAGAAUCUGGCGGAAUCAGAAAAUACUUUAUUUGCUCUGGAUAUUGUAGAUCUCACAUCGAUUAUCAAGAGUUCACAAGUGAUAUCGAACGAAAUGAAUUCUUUUGACGAUCUCUUGAAAAAGAUGAUGAUUAUCAUUAUGACGAACGCCGGAGCCGAAGCGGGAUCCAUUGUGAUAAAGGACGGCGCUUUUGGGAUCGCAGCUCAUUCUGGACGCUUGGGCGUUUGCGAAACGUUUGAAACGCCCAUUCCUCUCAACGAUUCUCAAGGCUUAAUUUCCACCCUUGUUGUACAGUAUGUUAUUCACACUGGAACCAUGCUCUUUAUCCCCAAUAUCCAGCAAGAUACGCGGUUCGCAACAGGGAAAUGGUUUGAAAAACAUGGCGCCAAGUCUGUCAUUUGUCUUCCCAUCAUGCACAAAAACUCACUCGUAGGGGUGCUGUACCUGCAAGGCAGCCUCAAUACGUUUACUCCCAAGCAUGCCACCGUCCUGUCCCUUUUGUGCGAUCAGAUUGGCAUAUCCAUCACCAAUGCUUUGCUUUUUAAAUCCGUACAAAAAGCCACAUUGAUCAAUGCGCGAAUGGUUGAAAGCCAGCUUGAAGCCCUGGAAGAGGCCCGGCAAAGCCGUGAACAGGCGCUGAAAGCAACACAACUAAAGUCCAAUUUUCUAGCCAACAUGUCGCAUGAACUUCGAACACCGUUUUCCGGGUUUUACGGCAUGAUUUCAUUGCUAAGCGAAACCCAAUUGGAUGCGGAGCAACGGGAAUUUGUCAUGAUUGCCAAACAAAGCUGCGAAAUGUUACUUCAUAUUAUUGAUGAUCUGUUGGAUUUUUCAAAGCUUGAAGCGAGAAAGGUGAAACUACACCAUGGUCUCGUGCACCUGGACGAUCUAUUAGUGGAUCGUAUGGAGCUACUGAUUACUCUCGCGUCCAACAAAAAUCUUGAACUAGCUUAUUUCAUCGAUUCUGCUGUACCCUGCCUCAUUUACGGCGAUGGCAACCGUAUUGGGCAGAUAUUAAUGAACCUCAUUGGAAACGCAAUCAAAUUUACUCAUGUGGGCGAGAUCCUGAUUACGAUUUCUCUGGAAGACAAGAUACCGGAUAGCGACCCACCUUUGGCCGAUGACGAAGUCAUGCUCAGGUUCUCUGUGCAGGAUAGUGGUAUUGGCCUGACGCAGGAAGAAACAAAGUGCCUGUUCUUACCCUUUAGUCAAGUGGAUGGUUCUACUACAAGAAAUUUUGGUGGCACUGGUCUUGGCUUAUCUAUUUGUCUCGAACUUGUGCGACUCAUGGGAGGAACAAUAUGGGUGGAAUCUACUGAAAAUGUCGGAUCGACAUUCCAUUUCAACAUCCGAACCCGAAGAGCAACACAGAAAAUAGAUGCAAAUCAUGCAACAGAAUCACCAGAAAUGGUAAUCCAGCAAUUAACGGAACAGCUGGGGCCUCGUCAACUGCUAUGCGUAGCUUCCCGAUAUUGUAGUAUGCUGAAGAAUUUUCUGCCGAAUUGCACGAUUGAUUGCAAGGAUUCUAUGAAGCAAGUUUUGCAAAGGUUGGACAGUCUAUCUUCAUCGGAUGCGCGGUUGUACGAUAUUGUCGUAUUUGAAACCACCCUUGGCAAUGACAUUGAAAGCUUUUUGGAAAGCAUCGACAACAAUGCUUCUUUAAAGGCUUUAAAAGUCUUGAUCCUCUAUACCCCUACUGUGGACAAUAUCCGACAACAAGUGUUCCACGGCAUCCAUAACUCCCGCAUCAUACGCCUAUCGAAGCCUUUGCGAAGAUUAAAAUUACUUAAUGCGCUAGCGGAAGCCUUCAAAAGCACCGAGGUACCUCUUACUUGUCCAAGCCAAAGCCAAAUCAAGACAACAACAACGAGUCCUGCAACUAAUGAACCUGGAAGAGAAAGCAACUCGAUUUGUGUCAAAUCCUCCCGAUCUACGACGCAACCAUCGCUAUUCACUACGACUGAGCUUGCCGCUUUUCGAAACAGGCACAUAUUGGUAGCUGAGGACAAUCCGGUGGCGCAAAAGCUUCUCGUCAAACAAUUGGCCAAGCUUGGAUUUCUCGUAGAAACCUGCGACAACGGCAAUGAAUGCGUGGAUACAUGGCGGAAGAGAGGUCCCGGAUACUUCAUGCUUGCAUGGAUUGACCAUCAUAUGCCUGGAUGUGACGGUUUGGAGGCCACAAAAAGAAUCCGGUCUCUCGAACGGGAAAUGCAAGUCAAGCAGUCAUUACCUAUUAUUGCAUUGACAGCGGACAUUCAGCAGACGGCACAGUGGAACUGUUUACAAGCGGGAAUGAAUGACUAUGUUACCAAACCACUGAUGCAAAAAGAUUUAGCCAACGUUCUUCGGCGAUAUUGUUUAUAGGCGAUUUCCUCCAAAAAAAAAAUACAUGAGUAAAUAGAUAGAUACGUACAUACAUACAUUUUUGCAAUAAUUGAAAAGUACAGAUUGAUUUGGAAGUGUAUAUGAAGGCUUAUCACGUAAGUAGAUGGACCAGGGCAGUUGGGGUAGUGAUGAAAUGAUAAUGGUAAUCAUAGAU
This is a messenger RNA of Radiomyces spectabilis, 7348 nucleotides long. RefSeq lists its product as uncharacterized. NCBI's taxonomy places the organism in Eukaryota, Fungi, Mucoromycota, Mucoromycetes, Mucorales, Radiomycetaceae. The transcript has 22 exons. Bases 151 to 7173 code for a protein of 2340 amino acids. The record is from RefSeq and is a predicted model, not a curated record. Gene Ontology annotation, biological process: phosphorelay signal transduction system; protein phosphorylation. Gene Ontology annotation, molecular function: ATP binding; phosphorelay sensor kinase activity; protein binding.